UUUUCAUACUUUAAUUUAGCAGUCUUUAUUGACAGCAAAAACCCUUAUUAAUUUGACUACCUAUACCGUAAACAUUAAAAAAAUAAAAAUGGGAAUAUGCCAAAGCCAGGAAGAGAAGGAGUUGGAGUCAAAAACGAAACAAAUUGACAAAGAUUUAUUGCAGGCACACAUUGCUCAUCAAAAGAUUGUUAAAUUGCUUUUGCUAGGCGCAGGAGAAUGCGGAAAGAGUACAAUACUGAAGCAAAUGAGGUCAGUAAUCUCAUGA
Molecule: messenger RNA, 265 nt
Organism: Meloidogyne enterolobii
Lineage: Eukaryota; Metazoa; Nematoda; Chromadorea; Rhabditida; Meloidogynidae
Source: the annotation of a GenBank genome assembly